UAGCAGCCGCCGCCCAUCCCUCUUUGUGUGCUUUGGAAAGCCGCGGAGCUGGUGGUGGCUACGGUUGGUGUUGGGGGCUUAGGCGAGGGACGUUAUCGGGAAGUUGCAGGAGGGAGGACUCUUCCCCAUCCAGUCACCUGACAGGUGGGUUGACUGUUCUUCCCUCAAGGCCUCCCUGCCUGUGUUCCACGUCGCAACUCGAAGGGCGGCUUGGCAGUUCCUGCUGACAUCCCCGCCCGGCCCGGCUUUGGGGAGGAAAAGCGGGGAGACCUGGGUGCGGUGACUCAUUGCGGCCCGGCGAGAGGAGUCCACUCCUUUCCCUUCUCGACCCUCCAGAGGCGGCCUGGGGAGCCUUGAGGCUUGUUCGGCGCUCACUGGCUUCUUCUCCUGGACGCCUUGCCCUGGACCGCGCCCUCCUGGCCGUGACCCCAGGGGAGAAAGUGAUUCGUUUUCGCCUUGCCCCAUUUUACAAAUUAAGGCCAUCUGUACUUGCCUUGAUAGUGUCUCCCCUCCCCUUAUGUGUGAUGGAAAGUCCCCGAACAUGGAGGUUCUAGCACAAAACUCUAGAGACUUUCUCUUCUCUUGAGUUUUAAGAACGUGAACAUGUCAGUCAUGAAGGUCACAAACAUGUCAGACAAAAGUGAAUUAAAGGCUGAGUUGGAACGUAAGAAGCAGCGACUGGCCCAAAUCAGAGAGGAAAAGAAGAGAAAAGAAGAAGAAAGGAAAAAAAAAGAAACUGAUCAGAAGAAGGAAGCUGUUGUUCCUGUGCAAGAAGAAUCAGAUCUUGAAAAAAAAAGAAGAGAAGCUGAAGCAUUGCUUCAAAGCAUGGGGCUAACUCCAGAAUCCCCCAUUGCUGAGCAACCUCUCCGUGUAGUAACAGCGGAUACCUGUCUAUUUCACUAUUUAGUCCCUCCUCCUAUGUCUCCAUCCUCCAAAUCUGUGAGCACUCCAAGUGAAGCUGGAAGCCAAGACUCUGGAGAUGGCGCCGUGGGAUCUAGGACGCUGCAUUGGGAUACAGAUCCAUCAGUUCUUCAGCUUCACUCAGAUUCCGAUUUGGGACGAGGACCUAUUAAACUUGGAAUGGCUAAAAUCACGCAAGUCGACUUUCCUCCUCGAGAAAUUGUCACAUAUACAAAGGAAACUCAGACUCCAGUUAUGGCUCAACCCAAAGAAGAUGAAGAGGAAGAUGAUGAUGUAGUGGCUCCUAAACCACCUAUUGAACCUGAAGAAGAGAAAACUUUAAAGAAAGAUGAGGAAAAUGAUAGUAAAGCUCCCCCUCAUGAGCUGACUGAAGAAGAAAAGCAACAAAUCUUGCACUCUGAGGAAUUUUUAAGUUUCUUUGACCAUUCUACAAGAAUUGUAGAAAGAGCUCUUUCUGAGCAAAUUAACAUCUUCUUUGACUAUAGUGGGAGAGAUUUGGAAGACAAAGAAGGAGAGAUUCAAGCAGGUGCUAAACUGUCAUUAAAUCGACAAUUUUUUGACGAACGUUGGUCAAAGCAUCGGGUUGUUAGUUGUUUGGAUUGGUCAUCUCAGUAUCCGGAGUUACUUGUGGCUUCCUAUAACAACAAUGAAGAUGCCCCUCAUGAGCCUGAUGGUGUGGCCCUUGUAUGGAAUAUGAAAUACAAAAAAACUACCCCAGAGUAUGUGUUUCACUGCCAGUCAGCUGUGAUGUCUGCCACGUUUGCAAAAUUUCAUCCAAAUCUUGUUGUUGGUGGUACAUAUUCAGGCCAAAUUGUGCUUUGGGAUAACCGUAGCAAUAAAAGAACUCCAGUGCAAAGAACUCCACUGUCAGCAGCUGCACACACACACCCUGUAUAUUGUGUAAAUGUUGUUGGAACACAAAAUGCUCACAAUCUGAUUAGCAUCUCUACUGAUGGAAAAAUUUGUUCAUGGAGCCUGGACAUGCUUUCCCAUCCACAGGAUAGCAUGGAGUUGGUUCAUAAACAGUCAAAAGCAGUAGCUGUGACAUCUAUGUCCUUCCCUGUUGGAGAUGUCAACAACUUUGUUGUUGGGAGUGAAGAAGGUUCUGUGUACACAGCAUGCCGCCAUGGCAGCAAAGCUGGAAUCAGUGAGAUGUUUGAGGGGCAUCAAGGACCAAUCACUGGCAUCCAUUGUCAUGCAGCUGUUGGAGCAGUAGACUUCUCACAUCUUUUUGUCACUUCAUCGUUUGACUGGACAGUAAAGCUUUGGACAACUAAGAAUAACAAGCCUUUGUAUUCAUUUGAAGAUAAUGCAGACUAUGUUUAUGAUGUUAUGUGGUCACCUACCCACCCAGCCCUGUUUGCCUGUGUGGAUGGCAUGGGGAGAUUGGAUUUGUGGAAUCUCAAUAAUGACACAGAGGUACCAACUGCCAGCAUUUUUGUGGAGGGUAAUCCUGCUCUUAAUCGUGUGAGAUGGACCCAUUCUGGCAGAGAGAUUGCUGUGGGUGAUUCUGAAGGACAGAUUGUUAUAUACGAUGUGGGAGAGCAGAUUGCUGUUCCCCGCAAUGAUGAAUGGGCACGGUUUGGCCGAACACUUGCAGAAAUUAAUGCAAACCAAGCUGAUGCAGAGGAGGAAGCAGCUACCCGAAUACCUGCUUAGUUCCUGAAAAGGGGAGUGUAACUAGUGGAUUUGGGAAAGGUUCUUAAGUAGAUCCCGAGACUAUUUGCAUGCUUCUAUCUAAAUGAUAAUUAAAAGGAAAUUUCAUGGAUUAAACCAUGGGUUUAAUGCAGCAAGGAAACUUAAAAUGUCCCUUUAUAUGUAACAUGCAUCUUGUUUUGGAUUUGUGUCAUUUUUUAAUAUAGCUUAUUGACUUCACAGAAAGCAGCUUUUUUGAAUUCUAACACACAGGUGUGUAUUUGGUAUUAGUUAUUUUGAGUUCUUUUCAACUUAUAACACUAUAUACAGUUAUUUCUAAAGCACAGAUGAAAUAAGUUCUGCAUAUUUUUAAAUAAUCACAGUUCCCUGUUAUACAGAUAAUGUUCUCACUACCCGUAAUACGUAGGACCAUUGUUUCUCCUUAGCCGUAGUAUGCAUACACCUAUCCAUGUUCAUUCUGACAUCCUUUGUUGUCUUUAUAAUUCAUGUGGUAGUUACCUAUAAAUAAAAACAAAUAUGUGUUAA
Molecule: messenger RNA, 3102 nt
Organism: Symphalangus syndactylus (siamang)
Lineage: Eukaryota; Metazoa; Chordata; Mammalia; Primates; Hylobatidae
Gene: DYNC1I2
Product: dynein cytoplasmic 1 intermediate chain 2
Biological process (GO): transport along microtubule
Cellular component (GO): cytoplasmic dynein complex
Molecular function (GO): dynein heavy chain binding; dynein light chain binding
Source: RefSeq, a predicted model, not a curated record